This is a messenger RNA of Pseudozyma flocculosa PF-1, 2733 nucleotides long. RefSeq lists its product as uncharacterized. The record is from RefSeq and is a predicted model, not a curated record. Gene Ontology annotation, molecular function: uroporphyrin-III C-methyltransferase activity. Bases 1 to 2733 code for a protein of 910 amino acids. Lineage: Eukaryota; Fungi; Basidiomycota; Ustilaginomycetes; Ustilaginales; Ustilaginaceae. Gene Ontology annotation, biological process: siroheme biosynthetic process. The transcript has a single exon.
AUGCACUUCGAUACUUCCACGUCCGCCACCACCGCCGCCAUGCCCACGAACCCUACCUCGCACGCCUCUGACCCCUCCCCCUUCCCACCGCCGGUAUCCACCGCCAGCCUCCUACUCUCGCACCGCCCGCCCACCGGCAAGGUCGCCAUCGUCCUAGGCACGGGCAAGCUGGCCGCCUCGAGGUGCUUCGCCUGCCUCGAAGCUGGCAUUAGACCCGUCGUCGUUUCCGUCCAGGAUGACGCUGCCGAUGCCCAGGACCCACUCGCGUCGGGCGACGUGUGUCCGGAGAUCCGCUAUCGGGUCCAACAGAACAUGGUGACCUUCAAGACGAUACGAUACCAGUCCGCCUCAGCGGCGAUGUCGACGUCGACGUCGACGUCGACGACAACGACCCAGGCAGAGGCAAUACGACGCAGCUGGGAGCAGCUACUCGACGAACUCGACGAGGGCGAGGCAAACUCCAUCUUCAUCGUUUGCAUCACCGACACUCUCCAUUCUGGGGACGCUGCCAAGCGUACCCCCGUCGAGGGUCAUGUUGCGGACGCCGCCGCCGCCGAUGUGGCCGCUUCGACCGCCUACGACCGAGCCGCCAUCAUCACCAAACUCUGCCGGAGGCGACGGAUCCCCAUCAAUGUGGCCGACAAGCCCGAUCUGUGCGACUUCAGCUUCCCGGCCUGUCACCGCUUCCCCUGCAUCGACGGCGCGGUGCCGAGCUCAUCUCCACUGCAGAUUGCCGUCACCACCAACGGCCGCGGCUGUCGACUCGCGGGCCGGAUCAGGAGGGAGCUGGUCAGCGCCUUGCCGCGCAAUGUCGGCGACGCGGUCGAAAAGGUCGGCAGGAUGCGGGAUAUGGCGAAGCAGGAGGACCAGGACCAGUCGGCCCAAGGCGAGGCGGCCGAGGCGAGCUCUUCGAAAGCCAGGAGGGCAAAGAAGCCGAGGGAGCGCACCGCCUCUGGAGCCUACAAGGAUGUCGAAGAGGAGGACCUCAGCUUCGACACCACGCCGCUCAACAGUCCGGUGCCGCAGCUGACGCCCAAAAAUCCGAUGGACAAGGCCGGCAUCAGCCUCAAGGCGGCGCUUGGAGCUUCGGCCGCCAAGCACGCCGCCUCAGAAAGGCAGAGGGAAGAGGCAAUCGAGCGGACUAAGCGUCGGAUGCGCUGGGUGGCGCAGAUCAGCGAGUACUGGCCGAUUGAAUACCUUGGCGGUCUCAAAGAAGAGCAGAUGAAGGGCGUCCUCAGCACGUACGCAGGGGAGCAGCCAGCCGCCGGUGCCCCCAAGGCCCAGCCAGGCGACGUCGCCCAAUCGUCAAACGACGGCGACGCGCCAGCCUCGCAGGCGGACGAGGAUCGGACCGAGCGCGGUCGAGCCACGUCUCGCGCUCCUUCUCCAGAAAGACAGGCUCGCGCACGGUCCCAGCACUCGCUCGUCAUCCGCCCACCGGCACCCGUACGCCAGAAGAAGGGCCACAUCUACCUCCUCGGUUCUGGCACGGGCCACCCCGGCCUUCUAACGGUGCUUGCACACCGCCUGCUCUCGUCGCCGGACACACACCUGAUCCUGAGCGACAAGCUGGUGCCGGCCUCGAUCCUCCGUCUGAUUCCGUCAUCGACGCCUCUGGAGAUCGCCAAAAAGUUUCCGGGCAACGCCGAGGGUGCCCAGUCGGAGCUGAUCGCCAUGGCCCUCAAGGCGGCCAUCGAAGAAGGCAAGACGGUCGUCCGCCUCAAGCAGGGCGAUCCGUUCGUCUACGGCAGGGGUGGUGAAGAGGUGCUCGCCUUUCGACGGGCGGGCAUCGAGUGCACCGUUGUGCCCGGCAUCAGCAGCGCCCUGGCCGCGCCGCUCAUGCUCGGCAUUCCCGUGACACAGCGCGGGGCGGCCGACAGCCUGGUGCUCUGCACGGGAGUCGGGCGCGGAGGCAAAAAGGUGCGACUGCCCGGCUACGAGCGCGGGCGCACCCUCAUCGUCCUGAUGGGCGUGGCGAGGCUCAAGGCGGUGGUGCAGACCCUAACGGGCAACAGCUUGCUCGGCCACACGGCUGCUGCCGCCGUCAGCGCUGCGGCGGCGGCGGCGGGCGAGGAGGACAGCAUCGGCGAUCGCGACGGCCCGGCUUUCCCGCCGCACACGCCCAUCGCCAUCAUUGAGCGAGCUAGCUCGUCGGACCAGCGCAUGGUGGCGUCCACGUUGGCCGGGAUCGCCGAUGCGCUCGAGAGGAGCGGCGAACAGAGGCCGCCGGGCAUGAUGGUCAUUGGCUGGGCCGUCCUUUCUCUCGCCGGCGAGGGCGACGUGCGGAUCUCGGACGACGCCGCCGAGUGCACCGUUUCGGAUGACUCGCCGUGGACGACGGAUGCGGAAGCGCAGCAAGAAUUGAAGCGGAGGGAUCAAGCCAGGGUGGACAGGUGGCUCGGCGCCAAGGGCUACAUCGUCAGGGAGGGUCUGGACGAGGCCUACCGCGCAUCGAUGGAAGGACUGCUGUCGUCGGUGCGACCCAACGGGGACGCAGGCGCGGCUCCGGCGGCGACUACGGCAGCCACCCCCGCCGAUGCCACGCAGAUUGGCUGGACGACGCGCGACUCCGCGGGAUGGGCGGGUCGGCGCUACGUCGACGGCAAGCCCGAAGGUGGCUGGGCGCCCGGCGAGGCGCCCAACCGGCCUGCUCGCGACGAGGCAGAGUAUGCGCAGCAUCAGGAGUAUGUCGAAAUCAGGGCCAGGCUCGCCAAGAUGGACGGGCGCGAGUGA